This is a messenger RNA of Plasmodium fragile, 963 nucleotides long. RefSeq lists its product as uncharacterized. The transcript has 4 exons. The coding region runs from base 1 to 963 and encodes 320 amino acids. Lineage: Eukaryota; Apicomplexa; Aconoidasida; Haemosporida; Plasmodiidae. The record is from RefSeq and is a predicted model, not a curated record.
AUGGUACACUCGAACAACAAACCAACACCAACAUCCAGCGCCGUUCCACAAGGAGCGUCGCAAUUCCGACAUGGCAAAGCACAUUCCGCAGGUAAUGACGAAGGCGAAACGCAUGGAAAAAAGGCACACCGGUCCUUCUUCUCCAAAACAGGUGCUAUCCUUUUUGUUGUUGCUUGGAUCUGCUUAACGCAUACGGAUGACUUCGACAGACACGAAGAACAUGUGGCCCAAUUACAAGUAUAUACCAGAGGUGCCCGCAGUGUAGCAAAGGUAAAACGACUUCCAUCAGAAGAUGAGCUUGAAUUAGAUCCGAUGGCAUUCGAACACUAUGACGAUGAUGAAGAAACCUAUGAAGGUGCCUACGACGAUGUCGACGAACCUUAUGAAGAAGCCUAUGCAUUUUCCCCGAAACGCAUAUAUUCUGACGCACAAUGGGAGGAUGAGGAAGAUGGAACUAUACUAAAAGCAUGGAAAAUGGUGGAGUACCAGGUACCACAACAAGUGCAUUAUUAUGGAAAGUGGAAAAUACAACAUGAUGCACGGGAAGAAGAAGUCGAUAGCAACGACACAUUAUCCGCCGAUGUAGCAGUCGCCGAGGCAGUUGCAACGUCUAGCACAUCCCUUUCGAAGGUUGGUGCACAAGCAUCAUUGCCGCCAUCCCUACAAAAUAAAGGACAAAGUGCAAAAACGAAACAGGAGCCGAAAGCAUCUUCGGGAACCACCGCAAGCACAAAGCAUGGCAAGCAGAAUAAGGCAGUUAACGUCAAAACCGGAAGAGGCUUUAGUAGACGGAAAUUGGCUAAAUAUAUUAUAUAUAGGUGGCAUGGGUAUACUCAGUAUGUUGUCACUUCUGAUAUUCCGGUGCUGCUAUCGAAAGCGAAGGAAAAAGUGCCGAAGAAGGUUUUGAAAGACAAAAUAUCAUCAGAAGUACCCGACAAACCGGAAGCACGUAACAAACCAUAA